This is a messenger RNA of Durusdinium trenchii, 348 nucleotides long. The record is from the annotation of a GenBank genome assembly. NCBI's taxonomy places the organism in Eukaryota, Dinophyceae, Suessiales, Symbiodiniaceae.
AUGUUUACCGUGUCUACCGCGCAGGGCAACGGCCAACCCCCGGCCAGCGCCCCGUCUCGCAGCUUGCUGCCGAAAAAGCGUCGUUUUCAGUGCUCGGCGGUGGUUCAGGUCCGAAAGCCUUACUAUGACGACGGCUGGCGCAUAGGUGGAAAGAACAUGUGGAUCGAGGACAAGUUGGAAAGAAACUGGAUGACUGGAAUUCUGUCGGUUGGAGGACCUGGACCUGUGGGUGCGCUUUGGAACGAGCACAUUCCGGCCUAUGGGCGCCCUCUACUGGUUGAUCGGUGGGGCCGAUCCGAUCAGGCUGGUGCGGUUCCAGGUGCGGUGGAGCCAUUGAGAGCCCUAUGA